AAAGACACAAGACAAAAAAUAGGUUUUGUAUCUUGGUUUUAAAUUGCCAAUAUACUAUUUGUACAGCAUUAGAAUGUGCUGUGCACAGGUGUGAAUAAGACUUCCCACGUACACCUGCAGAGGGCAGUGAGUCCUAGCUUUCUAACUGUUCUCAGGCCUGUCUCUCACAUACAAAUCAAUAAAACAUAUGUUAGUUAUAACAAUCAUAAAGUCACUCACACACAACUUUAAAAAGUAUUUGGUGGUUCAAUCUGGUUAAAAGCAGGUAAAUGCCCAGCAGUUACUGUUAUUGUAUGUUUAGGCUUACAGGGAUAUUUUCAUUUAAUCGAAUUAAUGGUCUUUUGUACUGUCCCAUGAGAAUGUUUUCACAUCCAUCUGCUGAAAGGAGUGAGCAAGUAACUUUAAAUCACGGUUUAACACGUGCACAUCGCGGCGUUUGUUGAAUCACAUCGGAUCAGGGCCCCAAACGAGGUCCUCGCGAACCAUAUUAUUGUCAUAUUAUUAGGCGUUAAAACUCCGAUCCGAACAAUAUUUGACAUUUUACUUUUGUUGGUUUAUUGAACUUUUGUGUAAAAACGUCAAGAAAGACGAAAUAAUACUCAAGGACGAGUCAUCAAACCCGCCAGCAUUGGAUCAACUAUUGUUGUCAUUGUUCACACGUACGCAAAAUAUCAAAUAUACCAAACGUCUCAGGUGCAGCGUUGUUUAAUGUUUUAAAAUGUUAAACCCUGUACCCUUCGAUAGCUCAGUUGGUAGAGCGGAGGACUGUAGGCUGAUAUUCAAUGUGCAAUGAGCAGGUAUCCUUAGGUCGCUGGUUCAACUCCGGCUCGAAGGAGGUUUUUAUCUUUGUCCGUUUUGGAAGAGUUGUAUGGCCCUUAGUGAGAGUGGAAUAAACAGGGAUUUUACUGAUGGCCAACCACUGCUUGUCUUCUUUUUUUUUUUUUAACUUACCGUCAAAUAGGUCUAAAACGCACGAAGGUUCCUCAUUCGUGGGAGGUGCCUUCAACGAGAGCCUGCAGGCCGCGCGUGUUGUAGAGUAUCGCGUAGUAUAAAUAAUCGGUUCGGAUGUGAGGACUGUGAUCUCCACGUCCAGAUGUCCACGUGAUUGAUUGGCGACACUGAUUCCACACACAAUGCCUGCGUUCUUGCUUUUCACCGUGUUCUUUGUUGAAACGAGUCUAUCGGUGGCGUCGGGACUCGGUACCGGAUCCAGUCCCGUCUUCACGAACCACUGGGCGGUGCGGAUCGCAGGGGGUCAGAAACAGGCUGAUAAGAUCGCGGCGAAAUAUGGAUACACCAACUUUGGACAGAUAGGAAGUCUGGAGGGUCAUUACCAUUUCCACCACAGCAGAGUGGUCCGCAGAGCUGCAUACUCUUUGAAGGGCCCCCACAGCUUCAUCCAUAUGGAUCCUGAGGUGAACUGGGCUGAGCAACAGGUGGUAAAACACAGAGUAAAGAGAUAUGCUCAAAGGGACCCCAGCUUCAUUCAUUUCAAUGACCCUAAAUGGUCCAACAUGUGGUACAUUCAUUGCAAUGAUAAGAACAGCCGUUGUCACUUGGAGAUGAACAUUCUGGCUGCCUGGCAGAGGGGCUACACAGGAAAGAAUGUGGUGGUCACCAUAUUGGAUGACGGCAUUGAGAGAAACCACCCCGAUCUUGCACAGAACUAUGAUCAUCUGGCAAGUUAUGAUGUCAAUGGGAAGGACCAUGACCCGACUCCACGCUAUGACUCCCGCAAUGAAAACAUGCAUGGAACUCGGUGUGCGGGUGAAGUUGCUGCAGUGGCCAAUAACUCCCAUUGUACUGUUGGGAUUGCCUAUAAUGCUCAUAUUGGAGGGAUUCGGAUGCUGGAUGGUGAUGUGACUGAUUUGGUGGAGGCCAAGUCCCUUAGCAUCCGACCUGACUACAUUGACAUCUACAGUGCCAGCUGGGGGCCAAAAGACGAUGGCAAGACAGUGGAUGGCCCCGGGCUGCUCACUAAGCAGGCCUUUGAGCAGGGCAUUAAGAAGGGGCGCAAAGGCUUGGGGUCCAUUUUUGUCUGGGCGUCGGGUAACGGGGGUCGACAGGGGGAUCACUGCUCAUGUGACGGUUACACCAGCAGCAUAUACACAAUCUCCAUCUCCAGCACCACAGAGAACGGGAACAAGCCCUGGUACCUCGAGGUCUGCAGCUCCAUCAUUGCUACAACAUACAGCAGUGGAGAGUUUAACGAGAGGAACAUUGCAACCACCGACCUCCGGCACCUCUGCACCGAGGGUCACACCGGCACAUCCGUCUCUGCCCCCAUCGUGGCGGGGAUCGUAGCCCUCGCUCUGGAGGCCAACCUUUUGCUGACCUGGAGGGAUGUGCAACAUCUUCUGGUGAAGACAUCUAGACCGGUUCACCUGAAAGCUGAUGACUGGAAGACCAAUGCUGCAGGACUCAGAGUCAGCCACCUGUAUGGUUUUGGCCUUGUGGAUGCAGAGGCCAUGGUGCUCGAAGCUACCAAGUGGAGGACUGUUCCGCCUCAGCACACCUGCAGUCGGAUGCCUGUGAGACGCAACAGGUACAUUCAUGCUGGCCAAAGUCUGAACAGCACCAUUACCACCUCUGGGUGUUCAGAAGAACCUGAGCAACACGUGGAUUACCUGGAGCAUGUGGUGGUGAAGGUGCUGAUUGCCCACCCACGGCGAGGAGACAUGGAGAUCAACCUCAUCUCUCCGUCUGGGACAACAUCACAGCUGCUGGCUAAGAGGUUGUUUGACAGAUCCAACGAGGGUUUCAGGAACUGGGAGUUCAUGACGGUUCAUUUCUGGGGUGAAAGGUCACAGGGCUUAUGGACUCUGGAGAUUGUUGACUCACCAUCAAAACUACGCAACCCUGAGGUGCUGGGCCACCUAAAAGAAUGGACACUGAUCCUUUACGGCACAUCUCAGGACCCUUACCAGCCCCUCAGUGCUCAGCAAUCCCCUUCAAGGAUGCACGAGGUCACAGCUCCGCCGGAGACUGUGGAGGAACCAAAGCAGAAGGAGGAAGAAGAGUACAACGGGCCGUGCCACAGUGAGUGUGGAAACCAGGGCUGUGACGGACCCGAUACCGAACACUGCCUCAACUGCGUCCACUUCAGCUUAGGCAGCUUGAAAAGUGGCAGAACAUGUGUGAGCCACUGUCCACUUGGACACUAUGGAGACAUUGCGUCUCGCCGCUGUAGACGCUGCUAUAAAGGUUGUGAGGGAUGUGUUGCCAGCAACUGUCUCUCCUGUCAAAAAGGCCUUUACCUCAAUACACUCAACUCCAGCUGCAUCAACACCUGUCCCGAAGGAUACUUUGCUGAUGAGAAUCAGCGACAGUGUCUGAAGUGUCACGACACCUGUAUGAAAUGCCUGAGGUAUGCAGACAGAUGCACUGCCUGCAGCCACGGCUACCGUCUGGCAGGGAUGACUUGUGUUCCCGUAUGCACCAAUGGAACCUUUUUCCAUGUGGAAGAGAUGACCUGCAGCCCGUGCCAUUCCUCCUGUAGGACUUGUACAGGGCCCGGUAAGGAGCAGUGUAUCCAAUGUGCCGAGGGCUUCCUGCAGCAGGAGUGGAGGUGUGUGCAGAUCUGUACUCCUGGCUAUUACGCUGCAGAGGCAGCCGGAGUCCCUCACAAGAUGUGUUACAGCAUGUUCAAUACUGCCAUUGACUUGCUGCUUUUUCCUCACUCACAACUCUUAACCGGCCAGGUGAUAACAAAGCUGAGUGCAUCUGAAAUCCGCAGCCUCUCUUCAUCUCUGCACCCAGGUGUGAACAAAGCUGUCUGGGCUGCAGUGGCCCCGGAACAACUUGCACCAAAUGCAAAGAGGGUUACAAUCUGGUCGGCAGGACUUGUGUUGUCACUGCCUCCUGUAAUAAUGCCGAUGAGGCGUUCUGUGAGAUGGUCAAGUCCAACCGUCUCUGUGAGAAGAGGCUUUACCGUCAGUUCUGCUGCCGCACCUGUCUGAUGAACGGAUGAGGGGCCGAGCGUCCGUCCAAACUUCUUUGUCUUGCUCUCAAUCCGUCAUGAAAGGAGACGGAAGUGUCAUUGUUUUGUCAAAUACAUUUUGUCCCCAAAUGUCGAAUGUGUAGAAAACAUUCUGCUAAGAAAAUGAAUGGUAUUAUACAUGUACAUAUAAUAUACAUGUAUAAUAUAUUAUACUUACAAAAUGUAAUAAUAAAGUACCCUGAGCUUUUCAAAGCUGGA
Molecule: messenger RNA, 4198 nt
Organism: Pungitius pungitius (ninespine stickleback)
Lineage: Eukaryota; Metazoa; Chordata; Actinopteri; Perciformes; Gasterosteidae
Product: proprotein convertase subtilisin/kexin type 6
Exons: 22
Coding region: 1134-3959 (941 amino acids)
Biological process (GO): peptide hormone processing
Cellular component (GO): cell surface; membrane
Molecular function (GO): serine-type endopeptidase activity
Source: RefSeq, a predicted model, not a curated record